CCCGGUGUCAGGCUGCGCUUUAGUGUCAACACGUGCAGUUAUGUCCAAAGCUAAACAAAAAAGAGCGAAAAGGCUUGGUUUCAGUGGUAAAAAGAGCAAGGAUGGAGGGCAAACCAGCAACCAGGGAGGCAGGAAGGAUCCGGGUGUCCCUAACGUUAGACACUUCAAAGAAAAUGCGCAGAGACAAGCUGAACUUAGACAAAAAAGGCUCGAGGAACUCCAAGAGAAGCAGAAACUGUCCAGGGAGAAGGAGCACAUGAAAAGGAGGAGUUUGGACACUUUCCAGAGAGAUGUCCAGCAACGACAACAGGCUUUUGAACAGAGGGAAGUGGAAAUGCAGAAUUUGGAAAAGCAUGUUAAUUUCGAGAAUGAAAGUUCAAGGAAGGCAUAUUACAGGGAAUUCAAAAAGGUUGUUGAAGCCGCUGAUGUGAUUCUGGAAGUCCUGGAUGCCCGUGAUCCUUUGGGCUGUCGCUGUCCCCAGGUGGAACAGGCGGUUGUCCAAAGUGGCAUUAACAAGAAGAUUGUUCUUGUUCUCAACAAAAUUGAUCUUGUAUCUAAGGAUAUCAUUGAGAAAUGGAUCAAGUACCUUCGCCAUGAAUUUCCAACUGUGGCAUUCAAAGCUUCUACCCAACAGCAGAGCAGAAACCUGAAACGCAGCAAUGUACCAGUCACAAAAGCCACAGCUGACCUACUGGGCAGUAGUGCAUGUGUGGGUGCGGAAUGCUUGAUGAAACUCCUGGGAAACUACUGUCGGAACCAGGACAUCAAGACAGCCAUCACUGUUGGGGUUGUAGGUUUUCCGAAUGUUGGUAAGAGUAGCUUGAUCAACAGUCUGAAGAGAGCCCGGGCCUGUAGUGUGGGAGCUACCCCAGGAGUGACAAAAUGCCUUCAGGAAGUGCACUUAGACAAACACAUCAAGCUUCUAGAUUGCCCUGGAAUUGUUAUGGCAACCUCCACCAGUGAUGCGGCCAUGAUUCUUCGGAACUGUGUGAAGAUUGAACAACUGGUAGACCCUUUACCAGCCAUUGAAGCAAUCUUGAGGCGCUGCAACAAGACACAGAUUAUGGAACAUUAUGGGGUUCCAGAUUUCCAUACUUCUCUGGAGUUCCUGGCCUUGCUAGCACGGCGGCAGGGGAAGCUGCGAAAAGGGGGACUUCCAGACAGUGACAAGGCUGCCAAGAGUGUCCUCAUGGACUGGACAGGAGGCCGCAUCAGCUAUUUCACUCAUCCUCCAGAAACGCACACAAUGCCUACCCAUGUCAGUGCUGAGAUCGUGGCAGAGAUGGGCAAGGCCUUUGACUGGGAUGAACUAGAGAAAGGAAAUGAAGAGGCACUUGCAGCAAUGGACUCCACUGAGGUUGAAAUGGGAUUCUGCAUGGCAACAUCAGGUAUGACACAAGGUGCUCAGCUGGACAUGCCAGUUGAAGAUGACGAAGGUUUGGAAGAUGACGAGUCUAUUGUCAAAGCGGAGUCAAUGGAGGAUGAUCAGGAUCCGGAGUUUGGACCGAUGACGGUUGAAAUCAAAAGGUCCCAGGGUAAGAAUGGGAGUGUUUUGGAGGGUGCAGCCCCUAAAGCUGUUGACCUGAGAGACAUCCUUGAUGUGGAUCCUCUCCAACAAGGCCAGGCUCUGUUGGCUGCUGGCAAAAAAAGGAAGAAACAGCAAAAGAGAGCAGACAAAAUUGCUGUGAAGCUCUCGGACACACUAACGUCAGCUAUGAACACUUUUUGGGACAGUUGAUACAAUGACCAGCAAAGGAGUUGGAGUUGGCUGUUUUGCUUUUAUUUUCUGUAUAAAUGUAAAAUGGUAAAAUGAUGUACGUGGUGUACAGCUAUCAAGAGAAAUAAAUAUCAUACAUUUCUCAGUAAGAAUUA
Molecule: messenger RNA, 1872 nt
Organism: Sardina pilchardus (European sardine)
Lineage: Eukaryota; Metazoa; Chordata; Actinopteri; Clupeiformes; Clupeidae
Gene: gnl3l
Product: G protein nucleolar 3 like
Exons: 15
Coding region: 41-1738 (565 amino acids)
Cellular component (GO): nucleolus
Molecular function (GO): GTP binding
Source: RefSeq, a predicted model, not a curated record